Messenger RNA from Lynx canadensis (Canada lynx), 860 nucleotides. It is a transcript of the gene CTXN3, whose product is annotated as cortexin 3. The transcript is spliced from 2 exons. NCBI's taxonomy places the organism in Eukaryota, Metazoa, Chordata, Mammalia, Carnivora, Felidae. The coding region runs from base 461 to 706 and encodes 81 amino acids. The record is from RefSeq and is a predicted model, not a curated record.
UGAAGAUGAUUUCAGACACACUGCUAGGAUACUGCCUCUACUCACUGAAGCAGAAUCCUCUGAAGAGUUGCUGAGGCAGAACUGAAAUCAUGGCUCGCCACAAAGAAGCAGCCGUAUUGGCCGCUAAUGAUGCCUCACACAGAAAGGCGAUGCUCCUUUAACUCGGGGGUUUUAAUGGGAAGUUUCUAAGCCUGAAACAACAGCUUUAGAUCUGGGGUGUGCCAUCAGCUGCUAGCAGCUACCACUGUCUACUGCUUCAACACAGCUUGAUCGGGAAGAAUGGGAACUAAAGAGGCUUGUAACUACCUGUAACUGUUCCACCAGGAAAUGGAUCAAGUGUUUGUUCAGCCAGACCCAGAUAAAUCAGCCUGUCCAAGGUGCAGUAGCCACCAUGACCUCAGUAGACUGAUGAUGGAAGAAAAGGAAACUGGGAGAUCCUGUGCUCUAGCUUCCCUGGACGAUGGAUGGAGGACAGCCCGUCCCUUCACCCCUAGUGCCCCUUGAGAACGCAUCAUCAGAUUCUAGCAUGUCUCUGGAACAGAAGACCACAUUUGUUUUUGUGAUUUUGUUGUUCAUUUUCUUGGGCAUCCUCAUUGUCAGGUGCUUCCGGAUUCUUCUGGACCCGUAUCGGAGCAUGCCAACCUCGACUUGGGCUGAUGGACUUGAAGGGCUGGAGAAGGGGCAGUUUGACCAUGCCCUUGCUUAGCAGAGGGGGUGCUCCAGAGGAGGUGAAGUGCAUCAUGAUUUGGCAAGGAUUUCUCUGUAGCCAAUAUUCUAAACACACCAAGUUUCAACAACACCCGGUCGUAGGUCCACAAUCCCUCCUUUAUUAACCAUGCCGUUGGGUUACAAAACAUUUG